UUGCUUGCUCCCCCACCCCUCCCAUAUAAAGCAAGUAGGGUUCCCGUCUCGCUCGCCUCCUCGAUCGUCUUCUCCACCUGCGCCGCCGCAGCCUCCUCAACUCAACUCUCUUCGGCAGCGAGCAGCAGCGCCUUCCACCAUGCCGAAGCAGAUCCACGAGAUCAAGGACUUCCUCCUGACGGCGAGGAGGAAGGACGCGAGGUCGGUGCGGAUCAAGAGGACCAAGGACGCCGUCAAGUUCAAGGUGCGCUGCUCCAAGUACCUCUACACCCUCUGCGUCUUCGACGCCGACAAGGCCAACAAGCUCAAGCAGUCGCUUCCCCCGGGUUUGACUGUCCAGGAGGUUUAAGCAUCAAAGCCAGACCAUGCUGUUUGUAGCAGCAGGAUUGCUUGCUCCCGUUCGCAUUAGUAGCUAUUAGAUGCUGAAAUUUUAUCUGUCUUGAGUUUUGAAUGUAACACCCAAAGUUUAUGUGCUGAACCUUCUUCGAGUCAGAUUGCGCUGUUACUCCUUUCUGGAGAUAGCUACCAGUCGUACUGUCCCUAAACACACUGAAUUUUGCUCCAUUUCUCUCUAAUUGCUGGAGUGUUUCAUAUUUGUUCUGGAGUGUUUCGUAUUUGUUUUGAA
Molecule: messenger RNA, 625 nt
Organism: Oryza sativa Japonica Group (Japanese rice)
Lineage: Eukaryota; Viridiplantae; Streptophyta; Magnoliopsida; Poales; Poaceae
Product: large ribosomal subunit protein eL38z/eL38y
Biological process (GO): translation; protein-RNA complex assembly
Cellular component (GO): ribosome; cytosolic large ribosomal subunit
Molecular function (GO): structural constituent of ribosome
Source: RefSeq, a predicted model, not a curated record